AUGCACGGUUACUUUGGACCAGUGCCUGCAUGGUCACCAGCUUUCUUGCCAUAUCCAGAUGGAACCAAUAAUCCAAGCAACAUUCAGCAAAACGUUGGUUACUCAUUUCAAUUUGGGAUGGGACCUUCGAGGCCAUUUAUCGCUAGAAGCUCUGCAACGAGUACAGAAGUUGGUCAAGAAGAUAGACCUGAUUGUCUACAAACUGAAGUGCCAUGUACUUCUGCUAGAGUAGAUGAAGAAAUUUUGUUGGAUAGAUCAGAUGAACGGGAAACUGACGAUGGCACUACCGGUACACCACAGGUAGUGCCAUCGUCAGAUGGUGAUGAUAUCAUUGAGGAACCAAAAUCGGGGAUGGAGUUCAAUUUGUUUGAAGAUUUGUUCAGCUAUUAUAAGCUUUAUGGUAAAAAAUGUGGAUUUGGGGUGAUGACACAAAGGAGUGAAAGGUCAGAGGAUCAGAGUGUGAGAUAUGUGACCCUCGGUUGUGCACGGGGAGGGAAGGCCCGAAUUAAGAGUUCUAAUCUCGCCAACCCACGUCCGACGGGAAAAACGGACUGUAAGGCAAGAAUUAAUGCCUUAAGAGUCGAGGGAAAGAUGCGGUUGACAACAGUGCACAAUACACAUAAUCAUGGCCUCAGCCCAAUGAAAUCCCGCUUCUUUCGAUGUAACAGAGAAGUGAGUGAGUCUGUUAAAAGAGUCCUAGACACAAACGACUUAGCUGGCAUCCGAUUGAAUAAGAGUUACGGAUCUCUUGUCGUUGGAGCGGGUGGCUUUGAGAACCUCCCAUUUUUGGAAAAGGAUUGUCACAAUUACAUUGACAAAGCACGACAUCUACGACUUGGUGCAGAUCCACGUAGUCGGGCAGCCUACCAGUAUUUUGGAGAUGUAGUUACAUUUGACACCAUAUACCUGACGAAUAGGUAUGGGAUGCCAUUUGCACCAUUUGUUGGUGUAAACCACCACGGCCAGUCGAUUCUUUUGGGAGCUGGGUUGAUUUCCAGUGAGGACACGGAGACCUUUACAUGGUUAUUCCAAACCUGGUUGCAGUGUAUGGAUGGUAUAGCUCCAAAGGCUAUUAUUACCGAUCAAGACAGAGCAAUGAAAAAUGCAAUUGCUAUUGUCUUCCCAGAAACUCGACAUAGGUUAUGCCUAUGGCAUAUACUGAAGAAAGUUCCUGAGAAACUUGGGUCAUAUGCUGCAUAUAGAAGUGGGCUGAAAACUCAACUGAUGAAAUGUGUGUACGACACACAAACUAUUGAGGAUUUUGAGAAAUGUUGGGCCGAGUUUAUUAAUACAUAUGACUUAAAUGACAAUGCAUGGUUGAACAGUUUAUAUGCGGAGCGUGAGAAUUGGACAAACUUGAAGGAAUUUGUCGACCAGUUUGACAACGCGCUGAAGAAGAAAAUUGAGAAUGAAAAUCAUGCAGAAUUUCAGUCAUUUAGCCAGGUCAUUCCCUGCAUAUCUAGAUCUCCAAUUGAAAAGAAAUUCCAAGAGUUGUACACUAACGCAAAAUUCAGGGAAGUUCAGCAGCAAGUAAUAGGUGUGCUCGAUUUGGAUCUAUCUCUACUUACAUCAGAUGGUUUAAAGAAGAAUUAUUUGGCAGAAGAUGAAGUUCGUAUUGAGGAGUUCACUAAAAUGGUUACAUAUUCAGUGGAUUUUAGUGAAGAAGACUGCAAUGCUAAGUGUUCAUGUGGGUUAUUUCAGAUGAGGGGGAUUCUGUGUAGGCAUAUUUUGGCCGUAUUCAAAUCUAACGGUAUAAAAACAUUGCCACACUGGUACAUUCUAGACCGAUGGAGGAAGGACAUUAAGAGGAGAUACACGUUAAACCGCACUAGCUAUGAUGCAGGGGAUAAGAGGCCAAAUGGUAAUAGAUAUUCAAUUCUGUUGAAUAUGUGUUAUGGGAUGAUUACAUAUGCGGCGGAUUCUAAUGAGCAAUUCGAAGAUGCAAAGAAGAGGAUACAAGAGAUGACUGAAUGUUAUCGAGAGCAAACACGCAACAGAUCUUUGACCCAAACAGAUUCGAAUGCUGGUUAUAUGACAAUGGACACAACUACAGUUGCUGGUUCACAACAAGUCAAGAGUCCACUUGUUGUCAGAGGGAAAGGAAGACCCCCAUCUCUGAGAAGAGCAUCCAGGAUGGAGACAAACAUACGAAAGGUGAAAGCCAAACAGAAGAAAGCUCAAGCCAGGGGGAAAGCCAAACAGGGAGAUGAGAGUUCCAAUGUUGGAGAUACACUAGUCAUUGGCAGGCGCAGGAAUUUAUUUGGGCAAUCUGAAGUGGAUAUCACCAAUCCUGAACAAGUACAGACUGUUAUAGACAGCUCUGUAAUUGACAGUAGUGGAAUCCAACACCAACAAACAGUGAUGGGGUUCACUGCAGAGCAAGAAUCAAUGUCCAUGGAUGUGAUACGGAAAGCAUUUCAAGCAACAGAAGAGGGUUUUAUGUCUCUUGUUACCAAACAAUGGUCAUUGAAGCCACAAAUUGCAGCCGUUGGGUCAUGUGCUCUAGUUGGUGUUAUUUGUAGUGGAACCCUUUACAUUGCCAACCUUGGUGAUUCCCGUAUAGAGUGGUGA
Molecule: messenger RNA, 2571 nt
Organism: Juglans regia (Persian walnut)
Lineage: Eukaryota; Viridiplantae; Streptophyta; Magnoliopsida; Fagales; Juglandaceae
Product: protein FAR1-RELATED SEQUENCE 5-like
Exons: 8
Coding region: 1-2571 (856 amino acids)
Molecular function (GO): zinc ion binding
Source: RefSeq, a predicted model, not a curated record